AUGGAGUGCCCGCUAACUGCUCCAACCCAGAACUGGGUAGAAUCCAGGCCCAAACUACUGAAUACGUACCAAUCUCUACUCUCGCGGCUUGAACAUCGGAUCGACUGCAAAAUGCGAGUUACAGACCAUGCUCCCUACACACCGAAAUGUCGCUCAUCCAACCGGGCGAAACGGGGUGCGCCUGGAGGAGCCGAUUCAUCCACUGGGUUAACACCGCAUAUCUUGCGCACUCGGCUGGUCGCAUCGAGUCCCGCUGCGCCGACCAAUGCAGAGCCUACGAAACCAUACGCAAAGGGCAAACCCCGCCGUCAUACCACUCCUUUUCCUCAGUCGAAUAGCAAAAAACGUAAAUUGGGAUUAGCCGCAUCGCCUAAGGAGGAAGUUCAGCUAUGUCAAUACGUCCCAUUUAGCGAUAUCGUUGAUUCGAGGACUAGGAGGCGCAUUGCUCGCGCAGGGUUUAGCGAGGAAAUGAAUGCGAUUGAGGAAAGGAGGAGAAUUCAGAAGAAGCUUGAGAAACAAAAAGACGAUGAAUUGAGACAGUUGAAAGAUGAAUUGGAUCGAUUGAAAAGCGCGCGAGUUGACCGGGCUGAUACGGUCGAUGUUGUGUUGCAGGACGGGAUAGACACCGAAGACGACGAUAUGGAUUUUGAUGAGGGUAUCGACACGUUCGACGAAUUCAACGGCCCACAUGCUCCUGAAUUACAUUGCCUCCCGGCGUUGAUGGAUGCUGGGACACAAGUAUCGUUCCACAGCUGUCGUGGGGAGGUCCAGUCGCUGAAAGAAGGUCUUGAGCGAAAGAAACUGGAGCAGCGCACGCUCUUCCAGGAAUGGCAAAGAGUGGUCAAUAACCCCAAUCCCGACAUUGAAAGAACCGGCAUGGAACCGGCACUGUCAACACCACCUCCUGAUUUAGCGGCCCAGGUCAUUGCCAGUUUGCGCGCAGCUACGGCUCGCGCUGAUGAAGCUGCUCAAACUGUAGUCACGGUUCAGGAAGAGCUCUCUACCCACGGCUUCGAUGGAGUUGACGCUAUGGAGGUCAUUACCAACAUCGGAGCCCGCUUCCGACAUGCCAGAAUGGAGCUUGAACGAGCGGUACCGGGCGAAACACCUAGCGCUAAUUUGUCAAACUGGAGCACGACUAUUGACGCCCUGGUUGAGCGAAUACAUCGACUCGUAACAGACCUAAAGAAGACACAGGAGCAGGUCACUGGGUACCAGGAACGCGAAACCGCGCUUCGCCGCCAGUUCGACUCAGCGUUGUUGCGAUAUGAAGAAACAUGCAAGAAAAAUGAAAAUCUAGAAAAGUAUACAGAAACGGUUGCCGAAGACAUGCUGGACGCACGAAUGAAACUGCAGAGGCUGGGCAAGGAGAUCGAGAGCCACGCAACAGAUAAGACUCGUCUGACAGCCGCCUUGGAAAGUUAUAGAAAAGACGUCAAGAUGCUAGAGAGCUUGAACGAGAAACUGGAAGACGAGAUUACCGUCUCCAAGCAACAAAUCGACGAUCUCGAGAUCGCAAACAACAAGUUAGACGAGAGGAACGAGUUGUCCAAGGCAAGAAUCGCCAUCCUUCAAAAGAACCUGUCCCGCGAACACGACCUCCGUCAACGAUUGCAGUCAUCGCUCGAUCAGUGCAACUCGGAGAUUUCGAAUCUGAAAUGGCGAACAGAGCAGCUGGACACUGAAUACGAGCAUGUCAAGGCCGUGCUCAAGGAAGCAAGUGCAAAAGAAGCGGAGAAUCAUGAGAAGCAAGUCGGAACCCUGAACGCUCGUCUCUCCUCAAUAUCUACCUCCCUCGAUCUCUCCAACGCGGAAAAUGGGAAACUACAGGAGCAGAAGAGUCAGCUGGAGCGUCGUCUGUCGGAUUUCCAGCUGUUGUUUUCUCGAGAAGCUAUCCAGACGGCGCAACGAAGAGCCAAAGAGACCCUCGAAGCGUUUGAGAAAUGGCAAGAAGGGAUAGAGCUGUUGGAGGAAGUUUCGCGCCGUGAGGGCAUGAUUAGAGAGGAAGCGCGCAGCUUCGGUGCCAUUGGAAGUGAGCCGAUUACCCCUGGGCCGUGCACGAGGUUCAAGAACGUGGAGAUGGCAAAGCUGGAUGUGAACGGAGUAGCUGCAAACAGGGCUGAUGGAACAGCGAUACAUGAAUCCAGGGACAAUGUGAUUACUUUGACCAGGUUCCCUGUUGCAAAGGCACAUGCAUUCACAGCAGGUGGUUCCCUAACGUUUACCUCGAUCUCAACGACCAAAAUGGCAUCAGAAGAGCCAGCAGAACGAUACACGCUGAAAGUUACCGCGGGUCCUACUUACGACUCCAAAUCACACCGGAUCGUCCCAGUGAACGCUGACGAAACACUGGCAAUUGAAACCGAGCACUCGACCGUGAACCUCUGCGUACGCAUCCAAGACUACAACGGCCUACCACCUAACAGCCCCCGCACAAGCAACUACUUCUCCCACCCAGACCGCCAGUCUAACCUCUACUCCAUCGCCAUCAGCCUCGUGCCCAAGCGCACCAUCCCCGGCUCCGAACUGGUGUUUGGCAACGACUUUGACCAUCCCAUCCGCGAUCGACUACCGCCGGGCACAAACUAUGCGCUGAAGCUUGCGCAGUGGACGAUCGAUCCCGGUCUGGAGGGAGACGCGUAUGCGGAUCGGCCUUAUUUGUACGGCGCGGCGCUGUCGAGUUGGAAUUUCUUUCGGAUAUGUGAGCGUGAAGGGGGCAGCGAGAUCGGGGUCGACGGCGAGGAUGCCAACCAUCUAGGAUCAGUCGAGUUGCAUGACCAAGUCAUUGCUGAAGGCAGUGAAGGCAGUGGCAAGCAGGUGCGGGAGAGUUUGAAUAUCCCAGACGAUGCGGAUUCGCGGAAAAAACACUUUUUGGAUGUGAAUAACCGCCAAAUGUUCGAGUUCGAGGCUGGACGGCUGUAUAAAGCCGACUUUGGGAAUCCAUAUCUUGGGUUCAGCGACUUUACUCUGCGAUUACCUGGGUUUAGCCUCGAUGUUGCAAAAUACAUUGACCAGAAAAACCACUCGCUGCGCUAUGUGUUGAAGAACAAGAAUACUGGGGAUAUCUAUUUUGUGGUACUUUUCACUCUGCUACUCGACAAUGACGACGGCGACCAAGCGGAGGAAGACGGUGAGAUGCAGCAAAGAAGGGAACAAGAACCAGAGGAAUCAGAGGUAGACUAG
Molecule: messenger RNA, 3183 nt
Organism: Uncinocarpus reesii 1704
Lineage: Eukaryota; Fungi; Ascomycota; Eurotiomycetes; Onygenales; Onygenaceae
Exons: 5
Coding region: 1-3183 (1060 amino acids)
Source: RefSeq, a predicted model, not a curated record